Camellia sinensis is the source of this 2559-nucleotide messenger RNA. RefSeq names its product gamma-tubulin complex component 2. Gene Ontology annotation, cellular component: microtubule organizing center; gamma-tubulin complex; spindle pole. Lineage: Eukaryota; Viridiplantae; Streptophyta; Magnoliopsida; Ericales; Theaceae. The record is from RefSeq and is a predicted model, not a curated record. Gene Ontology annotation, biological process: meiotic cell cycle; microtubule nucleation; spindle assembly. Gene Ontology annotation, molecular function: microtubule minus-end binding; gamma-tubulin binding.
ACGUGGGGUAAAAUUUCAGAACUCUUGGUGAAACGGCGCCGUUUUCUCUACUUUUAUACACUGGCAGUCCCUCCCAAACGCGAGCCACUGCCGUUGGAUCUCCACCACCAUACUACCGCCAGGCCCAACCGUGCUCCACCGCCGUUCUUCCUCCAUCUCCACCGCCUGCCUGGGUUUACUGCUACAUGGAUCCAACCUCUUCAUUGUGUUCAACUCCUCGAUGGAAUGUUGAGAGACCCUUUCUCACCGGUCAAUUCCACCAGGAAACAAAGCCAUCCUCUCUAAUUGCUGAAUCAAAGGGUUUUUCCAUGGAUUCAUUUAGUCUUGGAAUGGAGAAGGCCAUAAGUUCCUAUAAUGCUUCAAUUCAGGAGCUGCUUGUCAUUGACGAUCUUCUGUCUUCUUUGGUUGGAAUUGAAGGACGAUACACUUCAAUCAAGAGAGUCCAAGGGAAGGAUAAUAAUUUUACCUUCAAGGUUGAUGCAUCUAUGGAUUUAGCACUUCAGGAAUCAGCAAAACGGUUAUUCCCUUUGUGCGAGAGCUAUUUGUUGAUUAAUCAGUUUGUAGAAUCAAGGUCUCAGUUCAAGACCGGACUAGUUAAUCAUGCCUUUGCUGCUGCACUACGAGCUCUCCUCCUAGAUUACCAGGCCAUGGUGGCACAACUUGAACAUCAGUUUCGACUAGGAAGACUUUCUAUUCAAGGAUUAUGGUUCUACUCUCAGCCAAUGAUGGGACCAAUGCAAGCACUGUCAAUUGUGAUAAAAAAGGCUUCAGCUGAUAAUUUUGUGGGCUCGGCAGUUCUUAACCUCUUGCAAAGCCAGGCUAAGGCCAUGGCAGGUGAUCAUGCAGUGAGGUUAUUACUGGAAAAGAUGACACAAAGUGCAAGCUCUGCAUAUCUUGGCAUAUUAGAAAGGUGGGUGUAUGAAGGAGUGAUUGAUGAUCCUUAUGGUGAAUUUUUUAUUGCCGAGAACAAAUCUCUUCGAAAGGAGAGUCUUACUCAAGAUUAUGGUGCAAAGUAUUGGCGACAACGUUACAGUCUGAAGGAUGAUAUUCCUAGCUUCCUAGCAAAUGCCGCCGGAACAAUUUUGACGACAGGAAAAUAUUUGAAUGUGAUGAGAGAAUGUGGGCAUAGUGUUCAGGUUCCUGUGUCAGAAAAUAUAAAAUUGAUGAGCUUUGGCACAAAUCAUCAUUAUCUUGAGUGUAUAAAAGCUGCAUAUGAGUUUGCCAGUGGUGAGCUUUUAAAUCUCAUAAAAGAAAAGUAUGACCUAAUGGGAAAGCUGCGGUCUAUAAAGCACUAUCUUCUUCUUGAUCAGGGUGAUUUCUUGGUUCAUUUUAUGGAUAUAGCUCGAGAUGAGCUCUUGAAGAAGCCUGAUGAGAUUUCUGUUGAGAAGUUGCAGUCUCUGCUAGACCUUGCUUUGCGCACCACGGCAGCUGCAGCUGAUCCUUGUCAUGAGGACCUAACAUGUUGUGUGGAAAGAUCUAGUUUGAUCAAAAGGCUGUGCACACUCAAAGAUCUUGAAAUCAACCAGACUGUUUGUGAUACUAGUGAUUUAGAGGAACCAGUGAGCAUUACUGGCUUGGAAACUUUUUCUUUGAGUUAUAAGGUUCACUGGCCAUUGUCUCUUGUUAUAUCAAGAAAAGCCUUAACAAAAUAUCAGUUGAUAUUCCGUUUCCUGUUUCACUGUAAACAUGUGGACCGCCAGCUUUGUGGGGCAUGGCAAGUACAUCAAGGUGUCCGUUCUCUUAAUACACGAGGAACUGCAAUCUCUCGGUCGUCUUUGCUGUGUCGUAGUAUGCUUAAAUUUAUUAAUAGCCUUCUACACUAUCUAACAUUCGAGGUUCUUGAACCCAACUGGCACGUGAUGCAUAAUAGACUACAAACAGCAAAGAGCAUAGAUGAGGUUAUCCAAUACCAUGAUUUUUUCCUUGAGAAGUGUCUGAGGGAAUGCUUGCUUCUUUCUCCUGAACUUCUUAAGAAGGUGGAGAAGCUGAAAUCUAUAUGCCUUCAGUAUGCUGCAGCAACUCAAUGGGUGAUCUCAUCUUCCAUUGACAUUCACAAGAUUGACUCACCAUAUGAUGCCACUGAAAAUGCAACAGUCACCGAUUCUAUUUUGAAAUUUGAGAGGGAAUUCAAUUCGGAGCUUCAGAAUCUGGGGCCAAUUUUGAGCAAGAGUUCUCAAGCAGAGCCAUAUUUAACUCAUCUUGCUCAGUGGAUUCUCGGCGCUGGAAGGGACCAGUAGUAAGUUCUGAACUCUUCGCUCAUUUUUGGGAGUGACCAUGCUCCUUAUGACUUGAUUUUGUAUGUUACCUUGCAUUUGAUUGUAUUAUUGGUCAAGUAUAUGUGUGUGUGUGUGUGUGUGUGAGAGAGAGAGAGAGAGAAAGAGAGAGAGAGAGAGAGAGAGUUUUACUCAUUAUGUAAUUCAGAUUAUGGUGAUGAGGAGACCAGACAAGGUAGUGGGGGUGUUGACACGACGACCCUUUUUGCUAAUUUGUGAUUUGAAUUUAAACAUGAAUGUAAUGGGUGUUGUUUUUGUUGGGCUAUAUAUAGUUUGUUUCUUGUGA